AUGUCCUCAGAGGCCGAUCUGCGGGAGCUCUUCAAUGCCCAUCAGUUAUACACAUCCAACAAGCUCACUUCGGCCGAGCUGUUUGAUGCAGUCAGCAAGCACACUGCGGAGAUGACUACCGAGAGAACGGCAUGGAUGCGGCAUGCAGACUCACUUCUGGAGGCGGAACUGAAUGCAGAUGGAAUGGUUGCUUGGCCUGAGCCCCCGUAUUCCCCUGCCGCUUCCACGGUUGCCGCCGCCAGCGGCUCUGGUGGGAAGAAAGGGAAGGAAAGAGAGCAGGUGCCUUCUCUAGGCGACGCGCAGCGUGCUCGAGAAGUAGAGCGAGCCAGGCCCAAGGAGCUCUGGGCCGAAAGGAACAAUUCAGUUGAACAGCACCGCAGCGAGGGCUCCAGUGUUGUGGGCCAACCAUGUGUUGCUAUGGCGGACGACCUCAUCAUUGAAGGGCAAGAGAAGAGCGAUAAGACGGGCAAGAUGGUCGUAAAAAGCCUGAUGCGCGACUUUUCGCGUCUUUACCGGGAAGCAGUGAUGGCGAGCACGUCCGAAAAUAAGAAGACGAGCGCUGUCCAAACGAAAGCAAAGCCUGGCGUCACGCCGGGGAACACUCUCAAGAGCACUCCUGUCGCCACCAGUGAUGACGAACCUAUGGAUCUCACUUCAGACGCUGCGGACAGUGAGGCCACACGACCCGACACUCUUUGCAGCGAGUCCCACAAGUUAGAAGAGUACUACGAGCCUGUCAAGAUGAAUGCACAGCGUCAGGAGUCCAUCGACCUCGCGCUCUUCCAGCUUGUUGUCUGCGCCACUCUCCCCUUUGCCUUUGUCUCGAACCCGUGGCUUGACAAGAUUACCAACCAGCUCAGUGAUUUCACCCUUGUUCUUGAAGACUUCCUGAAAGGCCGAGAGCAUCUCACGCUCUCGUUCAACGGCUGGUCUUCACGUCGCGUUUUCAAUGGCGUCUCGGUCACUGGAAAGGCUCUUCUCAAGGUUAUUCAGCAGCGGAUCUUUGCGCACUUCAACCCGACCAUGUUCAGCGCUGUUGCUGGGGAUGGUGGCCCUAAUGUUCGCUUGGGAAAGCAGCUUCUCGUUCGGAUAUCGCCUUGGAUCAUCAAUGUCUACGACCCGUGUCAUAACAUCAAUCUGCUGUUGAAGGAUAUCGGUACGCUGUUCAAAGAAACUCUGAAGGUUGUAUCUGGCAUCUCAAACUUCUUUGCCUCGUCCAACCUGAGCACCGCUCGCCUUGAUGCAGAACGAGCUCGUCGUGGCAUUGCAACUGGCAUGAAGUCAGCCUCCGAAACUCACUUUGGCUCAACGUUCAUCCAGGCGACUGCUCUUCAGCGAUGCAUCCCCGCAAUUGAGGCCUGUGUAAAGGCUGGGACAAUCUCGUUCAACACAAAAGCGUCAAAGAAGUUCAAAAAGUACUUCACACCCGGUCCGGCUCGCUAUAACCUCAACAAAGUGCUCGACUCGGUUGUCGCUUUGCUCGAAGCAGGUGCAAACGGCAUCACUACACUCAAAGGGCAGAAUACUACCUGCGCAGAGGAUCGUGGUCUGACAACGCACCGUUCUGAUGUCAUCGCUCUCUACAACAAACGCUUCCUGUCGAUGAUGACUGAGUCGUCAAACUUCAUCUUCUUGGUCGGCUAUGUCCUGCACCCUUUCUACUUUGUUCAUGUCAACCAAAUGCCUCCUCUACUCAAGUGUGUUGCCCAGUCAAUGCUCGCUAUCCUCAUGAACGACCAAGGUCGCACCGCAUCUGGUUCCGAGACGCAGGCACUCAAACUUGUCGAGCAAUUCAAGUGCUGGAUUCUCGGUGUCACGCCUUUUCACGCCCGUGAGAAUCAACUACAUGGUGAUUCCCCGCAGCAGUACUGGAAACCUCUGCGUGGGACGAAAUCUGGUGCCAAUGUCAUUGCUCUGGUUGCCAAGAUUGUCUUCUCAAUCAUGCCCUCUGAGAUCUGUGACGAGCGUAUGGCGUCACUACUUGGUUGGAUGAACUCGGCCCGACGAAGCUCAAUAGCGCCAGAGAAUCUCGUCGCAUGCGCGCAGCUGUCACAGUGGUACAAGUUUGGGCUCACUGAGGGUUCAUACAAGCCAGCUACAAAGGUUCGAGUCUCCAAGGCCGCCGUCAGCUCCCAAUCCACCCUCUUGUCGGCACCAACCCUCAUGGAUCUUGUCAAUGAAGAGGACAUCAAUCCGCAGGAUGUUGAUCGUGAAGCCCUCGAGGAGGCGCUCUUCAACCAACCGGAUCCGUACGACCUCGAAGAGACUGCAAGAAUGAAUGCAACCAUAUCCAGCGACCCUACCCGGGAGUCUCAUCUCGUUCCUUUCCAGGUGACUACACGCACCUCGACACGCUGGGCCAUCACGGACUAUGUCAAGCUCGAUAGUUCGGCGCUUAAAAGCCUCGUUUUCGACGACGACAAGUCCUCAAAGCCCGACGCAAGCAAGGCAACAGCCUCGGAGGCCAUGGUGGCAGACAAGAAGACGUGGAGCGUCGAUGAGAUGUGA
Epithele typhae is the source of this 2508-nucleotide messenger RNA. RefSeq lists its product as uncharacterized. The transcript is spliced from 11 exons. The record is from RefSeq and is a predicted model, not a curated record. NCBI's taxonomy places the organism in Eukaryota, Fungi, Basidiomycota, Agaricomycetes, Polyporales, Epitheliaceae. Bases 1 to 2508 code for a protein of 835 amino acids.